CCGCCCUCUCCCCACCUUCUCUCCCUACCCUCGUCCUCUGCGGCUCUGCUGAAGCCGACGUCGCCGCUUCCGUCAAGAACGUCCUUUGCUACCCCCGCCUUCUCUGUCUCCCCUUCAUCCCCCAUUCUCUCUGCUUUCUCUGCUUCUCCUGUUCGUUCUUCUUCUCCCAUCGUCUCCGCUUUCCCUGCUUCUCCAUCUUCCCCUUUCAUUUCCGCUUUCUCCGCCUCUUUCAUUCCUCCUUCCUCCGUCGCCCCCGCUCUCCCUGCUUCCUCCAACCCUUCUCCUUCCACGCCGGCCGCCUCCUCCGGCCGACUCUCCUCCCUGCCAUUGUCUCUCUCCCUUGAGCCUCCCCGCCAAGUGUCGCCGUCCGCCUCGGCUUCCUCCACACGCCCGCUCUCACACUCGCCCUCGUCUCCAUCCACACCCACGCCAGAAGACCCUGCUUUCCCCUCCAUGCCCAAACCAACGCAAGAAGACCUUGUAUCUCCGCCGGUACCCACACCCAUGCCAGAAGCCCCUGCAUCUCCGCCCACACCCUCACCGAGCCCCACGCCCGUGCCCCCUGCGCAGGACGCCCUGGCCGUCCUGCGCUUCCCGACCGCCGGGGGUUCCUCGGUCGCCUACGUACUUCGAGACUGCGGGAACGCUGGCCAGACCCUCCCAGCUGACGUCGUGGUGAUCUGUCCGCAAGCACACACGCACCAGCAGCGAGCGAAACCAAACUCACAAUCACAGCAACAACCACAAUCCCAGUCAGAGCCGGAGCACCAAGGAAAAGUGGUUUCUGGACGCACUGCACAUCCGCAGCAGCAGCAUUCAGAGUCACAGCAGCUUCAGCGGCACGGACUGGAAUCCACACAACAGGGGAACGAGCGUCGACGACUACCGAGGCCAUUCCAGUUGCACGCUCAACGGCCCCAACAGAGCCAACAGCUGGGCCUCCCUCAUUUAACAAGGUCAUCCAGUCGCGAUGCGCCCACUCGCAGGAGGACCGACGGAGCGGCCCACGUCACCCGGGCCGAUGCUGUCACGCUCCCCGACGCAGCCUCUCCCGAACCGGGAUUUGCCGGAGAAAAUCCCGCGGUGACUUUCGCCGGCGGCGCUCGCCCCUUGGCCGCAAGCCUGACUGACGCGCCGGCAGGGGGCCCGCAAGUCACUGCGGUCCCCUCUCCUGUCCCCGGCCGCGAGCUGUCUGCAGGGAUGCCCGAUCCUUCGACUGAUCCCUUGGAUGCGGAUCCCCAUGAUCCGGCCCUCGUGGAAGCAGAUCCUUCCGGCGCCUCCUUCGCCGAACUCCCCGACGACACUGACUCCGUUUCGCUGGAAGGAACAGCCGCCGACUACGACGCCUUUGAGUUAUCUGCGACGGGAACAGGCGACCCGACGGCGAGAGGGGAGGGAGCGCCGGAGCAGAGGAGCUCACGCGAGAGCGUUGAGGGGGGCUGGGAGGGCCCUCGGGAACUCGACGUCCCUGGAAUGAGAUCGACGGAGGAGGAGGACGGCGUGCAUGUCAUACCCGAGAGCAUGACCGAGACCAGUCUGAGAACGGCGGGCGCGCCACGACACGGCGGCGUGGAGGUGGGCGGCGACGGCGGCCUGAGACGCUCCUCCAGGGACCUGGGCCUCCACUACCCGCGACCCGACGCGGCGCCGCAGCUGCAGUACACCUUCAUCGAGCAGACGGUGUCCCCGGGGUCGCCGGUCAAUCUCAAGUGCUCGGCCGUCGGCUCGCCCUUCCCCCUGAUCACCUGGACGCGGGACCACCGGCCGCUGCACACCUCCCUCAGGACGAACGUGGGCAGCUUCAGGACCGCCCUUGGGGAGGUGGUGAGCCACGUGAACCUGAGCGACGUGACGGUCCGCGACGGAGGAACGUACGCCUGCACCGCCCACAACACCCUCGGCUCCGUCAGCCACUCCGCGAGGGUCAACGUCUACGGCCCCCCCUUCGUGCGCGCCAUGCCCAACGUGACGGCGGUGGCGGGCGAGGACGUCAGGCUGUGGUGCCCCGCCGGAGGGUUCCCGACGCCCUCUAUCACCUGGAGGAAGAACGGCCAAGUCAUUCCUACUUCUCUCAGACAAGAGGUGCUGGGCAACGGGACGCUCGUGCUUCGAACGGCGACCAACAAGGACGUGGGGCGCUACUCGUGCGUGGUGACGGGUCGCCAGGGCCAGACCGCCUCCUCGCACACCUUCCUUCACGUCCUUAAACCUCCGGUGAUCGAGAAGUUCGGCUUCCGGGCGGACCUGGAGGAGGAGGCGCGGACGCAGCUCUCGUGCAUGGUCACGGACGGCGACCUGCCCUUCACCAUCAACUGGCUCAAGGACGGCCGCCACCUCCAGCACGACCCGGACGUGGAGAGCAAGCAGACCAGCGACUUCUCGACGGUGCUGGUGUUCAAGCGGCUGCACGAACGCCACUCCGGCGCCUACACCUGCGAGGCUGCCAACGCGGCGGCGGCGGUCAACCACACGGCUAUCCUCAGGGUCAAGGUAGGUCGCGAGCAUUUUACUUGGGGCGGAGGUACAAGGGCUUCAAGGUAUUUAAGAAACACAAAGGGGGCCGUCCGGAGCGAGAUGGCUUUGCUUAUAAAAAGUCUCCUGAGUACACGUGCACAGACCUCGCGGGAGCAGCGCGCACGACAGGUGAACAAGCAUUCCAGAACAGAUGGAGCGAGCAGAUCCAUAACAACAUGGGUUUAUGAAAUGUUUUGA
This is a messenger RNA of Penaeus monodon (black tiger shrimp), 2712 nucleotides long. Its product is annotated as Down syndrome cell adhesion molecule-like protein 1 homolog. Gene Ontology annotation, biological process: homophilic cell-cell adhesion; axon guidance; dendrite self-avoidance. The transcript has 11 exons. Bases 454 to 2712 code for a protein of 752 amino acids. Lineage: Eukaryota; Metazoa; Arthropoda; Malacostraca; Decapoda; Penaeidae. The record is from RefSeq and is a predicted model, not a curated record. Gene Ontology annotation, cellular component: plasma membrane; axon. Gene Ontology annotation, molecular function: cell-cell adhesion mediator activity.